Molecule: messenger RNA, 4388 nt
Organism: Cyprinus carpio (common carp)
Lineage: Eukaryota; Metazoa; Chordata; Actinopteri; Cypriniformes; Cyprinidae
Gene: frmd4ba
Product: FERM domain containing 4Ba
Exons: 23
Coding region: 249-3263 (1004 amino acids)
Biological process (GO): establishment of epithelial cell polarity
Cellular component (GO): adherens junction; bicellular tight junction; cytoskeleton
Molecular function (GO): cytoskeletal protein binding
Source: RefSeq, a predicted model, not a curated record
UCACAUUCUUUUGUAUAUGAGUGUGUGCAUCACUGAGUAUGUCUAUAGGCUUGUCUCUGAGUGUGGAUUGUUUGUGGCCUGCCCUCUCUCUGUGUGCUCUUCCAAGGGGGAAAGUCUUGGACAGAAGCCUACAUACAGAGCCUCUAACCCAGCCAGUGGCAUUCUGACCCUGGCUCUUCCAGGCUCCAGUUAGGUUACAUCAGCCUCAGAGGGAGCACACAGCUUCUUAGUGUGCCAGACAAACAGGGAUGGCGCUGGGCUUUUUUUGUGGCAUAGAGGAUCUGCUGGCCUCUGGAAGUCAGUUAGUGUGGACUGUGGCUGAACAGGUGCUGAGGAGAUGCUACAGUGAUGGGCUUGUGCCCUGUAGGAGGUUCCUGCAGACAUGGUGUCAUGAUCUGGGAGAUGUCUACCAGAUGACGGAGGGCCGGCUGUGUCAGGUACUUCUGCUAGAUGACAGACAGCUGGAACUGCUAGUCCAGCCAAAACUGUUGUCCCGGGAUCUCCUGGAUCUGGUUUCAUCGCAUUUUAACCUAAAAGAGAAAGAAUACUUUGGAAUCUCCUUCAUUGAUGAGAAGGGCCAGACGAACUGGCUUCAGCUGGAUCGCAGGGUGCUGGACCAUGACUUUUCCAAAAAGAGUGGACCUCUUGAGCUCAAAUUCCAAGUCAGGUUUUACAUUGAGAGUGUUGCAUAUCUGAAAGAUGCUACCACCGUUGAACUGUUUUUCAGGAAUGCUAAGAUAUCUGUCUACAAUGAAAACAUUGAAGUGGAGAGUGAAAUCGUUUUUAAGUUAGCCGCAUACACUGUUCAGGAGGCAUGCGGAGACUACACAAGUGAUGAAAGCACAAGAUCAGACUUAAAAAAGCUUCCAGCUUUACCCACUGCGGUAUUGAAGGAGCACCCAUCAUUAGCAUUCUGUGAAGAUAAAGUUAUCAAGCAUUAUAAGAAGCUGAAAGGCCUCAGUCGUGGACAGGCUAUCAUACGGUAUCUGACCUUAGUUGAAUCCUUGCCUGCAUAUGGAGUACAUUACUACAAAGUGAAGGACAAACAGAGCAUACCGUGGUGGCUGGGCAUUAGCUACAAAGGCAUUGGCCAGUACGACCUGCAAGACAAGCUCAAGCCACGAAAGCUCUUUCUGUGGAAACAGCUUGAAAACCUGUAUUUCCGAGAGAAGAAGUUUGCCGUAGAGGUCAAUGACCCUCAGAGAACAACUUCUAGACGCACAUUUGGUCAAUCUGGUCAGGUCAUCUACGCGUGGUAUGCCAGCCAUUCUCUGAUCAAAACCAUCUGGGUGAUGGCCAUCAGCCAACACCAGUUCUACCUGGACCGCAAACAGAGUAAAGCUAAAAUAACUACAGCAAGAAGUUUGGGUGAUAUUGCCAUGGAUCUCACAGAGACUGGUGCUCCAAGGAACAGUAAGCUGGUCAGCAUGGAGAGUAAAGACAAGCUCAUCAUGGCCAGCAAUGGAAGUUUGGUCUCUUCCAAUUCUGGAGACAAUGAAGUGAAUGAGGAACAGAAGAAAGAGAAGAUUGCAGAACUGAAGAGCAAACAGGAGAACAUAAAAAAAAUUCUGGCACUCAAGGAAGAAGAGCUGAAGAAAAUGUGCCUCCGGGAAGCUGAGUUGACUGGUGUGUUACCUAAGGAGUAUCCUCUGGCACCAGGAGAAAAGCCCCCUAAUGUUCGAAGGCGCGUGGGAACUGCUUUCAAAUUGGAUGACCUUUUCCCUUAUGAUGCGGAUCCUCAUUUAAGAAAUUUGGAGAGCUGCUUUGCGCUCCAGAAGAAGAUUGUGGAGGCAGCGAAAAAACUUGCCUAUGAAAAUGAGCUCUGUAAAACUGUGAAGAAGAAACGCAGGAGGAACCUUUUGGAUGCUACCAAAAAACUCCAGGAGAUUGAAAAUCAGAUUAAUGAUUACAGAGUGAAGAUCGGCAAGGAGCCCACGCAAAGAGCUUCCGUCAUCAUCGCUGAUCAUGUGAACCUUGACAGCCUUUCUGACUGCUUGAAUUUGGAAGAUGACGAGCCAUCGCAGAGACAACGUUCACGUUCAGUGCAGUAUUCUCCACGUCCCAACUCGUCAAACUCCUUUGCUGCAUCAUACCAUUCAGAUCACAUAGAUCACGCCAAUGAUGACUACCAGGACUGCAGCAGAUUAAAUUAUGGUGAAGUCCAAGAACCUGUGGCCUAUAUACAUGGAGAUGCCUUAUCGACACACAGCAGUCCUUACCGUCUACCCUCUCGCCAACCAUGUGACUCGCGGAGCAUGCCCCCCACCCCUCAACUUCCCCGCAACGCCUACAGCAGCAUCCAGCUCAGCACUCAUUUUCGGCAACGCAGCGGCAGUCUGGAAUCUCAGUCACAGUUCCUUACGGAAAGCGAGCCAUCCGAGCCUGUCUUCACCAUCUCUCCUCCUCGCCGUAGCAAUAGCACUGAGAUACUUGAUGAUGGUUCCUCCUACACCAGCCAAUCCAGUGUGGAGUACUCUGUACCCGGCUGCCAUUCCCGUGCUAAAAACCGCCAUCGGCGGAGGCAGGGUAACAUAUAUGCCAACACGGGCAGCAUGCCUAACCUAGCACAAAACGAGACACGGGGUUAUACACCCCAACCUCCGCAACAACCAACCACCACAGCCUAUUACGUUACUGGAUAUCCACGGUACAUCGAACCUGAGGUGUACCCUAAUGGACCGUACAUGUACGAGACUGAGAUGGAAGGACACUAUAAUGUUAACCCGUCCUACUACAGACAUGACCCUCAUGGGAACUAUGGCCAGGAUGAGAUCGACGGUUUGGCUCAUAACCUUUAUGCUACAUUAAGGCCGUCAAGGAACCGUCCUCCAUCCAGGAAUGAGAAUAUUGUCAAAAACAUGCAAAGGGCUGAAGUGGUGGAACACUUGCGUGGUUGGUACAACCGACAGCACAGACAACAAGGGUAUGAUACCUACAGGGGACCGCAGCAGAACCUGGGCUACAGGACCAUGUCAUCGAGUUACGUACGCAGUGACAGUACUACUUCCUACUCGACAGUGGGUUCGGGAAACUGGCACGGUCGACCAGUUAUGGCAAUGUCAGACUACAAUAUGCCUCCCGCACACCAUCAGUCCUACGGCUACAACACUGUCCAUUACAGCCAACCGUUACACAGCAGAUCCUACAUAGACGUUAACCACCAUGAUUCACACACAAGCAGCCCGAUGGACAGCAGUUUUGACUCUGAAGACCAGCAGACGCUCUGUUGGCAUGAGAACUCUAAACCUGGAACAAUAGUGUAGAGAGUGAGAGAAACUGUUCACUCUCAUGUGCCUUGUUCUCAUCACAUUUGUUAAGUUCCAAAGGUAGGAAUGUUGCCAGAUGAGAGCCUUAAAACAUGCGUGUGAAGUAGAUCCUGCUAAGCAACUCAAGAAUGGACAAUGCAUUCUGUUUGUGAACAAACCUAUGGGAUAGCACUUUGUCUUCAAGACACAGCUGCUGUGGAAACUUUGGGUGAAACUUUUGAUGUUGUGGGCAAAAUGAACUGGAUACAUCGCCCAAAUACACACUGAGAAUGAAGGAUAUUGCAACAUUAAUAUUUCAUCAGGCACAAGCAAACAAUUAUAUGAAGGAUUGAAACCAGAUUUUUCUCAUGUGCAGAACCCUCACCAAAAAAUUCCACAAUGCUUUUCCACACUUGGAUUGUUGUUUGUGCUGACCUCGACAAACAUUUUUUACAGUGUUUUUUGUGUGUUUGUAAACUGAGUACUUGGAAUGUGAUGGUGCAACAACAUUCUUUUCAUAUAGUAUUUUCUCAUUCAUCAGGUUGAAUUUUAAUGCAUUCACAAUAACAAGUAUCCAUCGUUUCUGGCUUUGUACUGGGACCAUUUAAAUUUGGUUCACAACCAGCAGGGCUGUUUUUUUUAUUCGUGCACAACUGACAUUUGUACCAGUUACAAGCAAUGUUUCUGUACUAGCAAAUCAUGUCUAUCAACAUGUUACUUUGCAUCAGUCAGUGCCAAGUAUUCAUUUUCUUUUCUAAUCCUGUUAAAACGGACUGCAACAACUCGAAUGAUUGAAACAUGACUGUAUGAGGGUAUAAUUGUUUUUAUACUGUCACUAACAAUUAUCCAGGUACAAUAAUUAUGGACAUUUACUGCACUUUUAUACUCUAAUGGACUUUGCUCACUCUGAAAGAUUGGAAACCGUGACAGAGCACACAGCAUCUCUCUUUCUCUUUAGAAGGGAACUGUAUAUGUUUGUAAAUACUGUAAAAACAUUUGAUACAUUUUUCAUCUUUUAGAGAGAUUUGUUUUUAUCAUUUUGAAAGAUUUGUUUUUAAAGCAUAUAAUAUAUAGUUUGGAUUUCUCAAGCUGGUUCUUAGUCAUUUGUCUAAAAAAUUCAUUGGAAUUAAAAUAGAAAACCAA